Molecule: messenger RNA, 2379 nt
Organism: Leptosomus discolor (cuckoo roller)
Lineage: Eukaryota; Metazoa; Chordata; Aves; Leptosomiformes; Leptosomidae
Source: RefSeq, a predicted model, not a curated record
AUGGCGAAGGGUCUGCAGGGCUUCUCGUGGACCAUGCUGCUGCUGUUCUGCGCCAUCCAGGAGCUGGGGGCCUGGGCCGUGCACACUGCAGUGCAGGGCCCUGGCCUAGCGCAGCCAGGGGACCCUGCACUGCUGGCCGGCGGGAGAGUGAAACGUGGCUGGGUCUGGAAUCAAUUCUUUGUGGUGGAGGAGUACACGGGCACGGAGCCACUGUAUGUGGGGAAGUACACUAUCUCCGGGGAAGGCGCAGGGACUAUCUUCCUCAUCGAUGAGAUCACAGGUGACAUCCACGCCACCGAGCGCCUGGACCGGGAGCAGAAAACCUUCUACACACUGCGGGCUCAGGCCCGUGACCGGCAGACGGACCAGCUGCUGGAGCCAGAGUCAGAGUUCAUCAUCAAGGUGCAGGACAUCAACGACAGCGAGCCACGCUUCCUGGAGGGGCCCUACAUUGGCAGCGUGGCUGAGCUGUCCCCCAUCGGCACCUCUGUGAUGCAGGUAAUGGCAUCUGAUGCUGAUGACCCCACAUAUGGGAGCAGUGCCCGGGUAGUCUACAGUGUGCUGGAGGGCGAGCAGCACUUCACCGUGGACAGUAAAACAGGUGUGAUCCGGACAGCUGUGGCUGACCUGGACCGUGAGACGCAGGACCGGUAUGAGGUGGUGAUCCGCGCAACGGACAUGGCAGGACAGCUGGGUGGCCUAUCUGGAUCCACCACGGUCACCAUCGUAGUCACCGAUGUCAAUGACAACCCACCACGCUUCCCUCAGAAGAUGUAUCAGUUCAGCAUUGUUGAAACUGCCCCUGUGGGCACUGCCAUCGGGAGGGUGAAGGCAGAGGACUCUGAUGUCGGGGAGAACACGGACAUGACUUACCAGGUGAAGGAUGAGGAAGGAGUGGAGAUGUUCAAAGUCACCACGGACAGCAAUACCCAAGAGGCUGUCAUCACGGUACAGAAGCCUCUCGACUAUGAGUCAAAAAAAGUGCACACUGUCGUUGUGGAGGCCCUCAACAAGUUCGUGGACCCGCGGUUCGUGGACCUGGGCACGUUCCGUGACCAGACCAUCGUGCGAGUCUCAGUGCUGGACGUUGAUGAGCCCCCUGAGUUUCGUCCACCCUCUAACCUGAUGGAGGUUCAGGAGGAUGCACAUGUUGGCUCUGUUGUGGGAGUGGUCACUGCCCUUGACCCGGACACAGCGAACCAUCCUGUCCGGUACGCCAUCGACCGCAGCACAGACACAGAGAGGAUCUUUGACAUCGAUGCCAACACAGGUGCCAUUGUGACAGGAAAGGUGCUGGACCGGGAGACGGCAGGGUGGCACAACAUCACUGUCCUGGCAAUGGAAGCAGAUAAUCACUCACAGGUGUCGAGAGCCUCUCUCCGUAUCCGUAUCCUGGAUGUGAACGACAAUCCGCCUGAGCUCGCCACCCCCUAUGAAGCUGCUGUGUGUGAGGAUGCCAAGCCAGGCCAGCUGAUCCAGACGAUAAGUGUUGUGGACCGUGACGAGCCUCAGAGCGGCCAUCGUUUCUACUUCACGCUGGCACCUGAAGCCACCAACAACCACCAUUUCUCUCUGCUGGAUAUUAAGGACAACACAGCUGCGGUGCACACACAGAGAAUGGGCUUCAAUCGCCAGGAGCAGGAUGUGUACUUGCUCCCCAUUUUGGUGGUGGACAGCGGCCCCCCGGCCCUCAGCAGCACGGGGACUCUGACCAUCCGCAUCUGCGGCUGUGACAGCAACGGGGCCAUCCAGUCCUGCAACAGCACAGCCUAUGUCGUGUCAGCUACGCUGAGCCCCGGCGCCCUCAUCGCACUGCUGGUGUGCGUCCUCAUUCUGGUUGUGCUGGUCCUCCUGAUCCUCACACUGAAGCGACACCACAAAAGCCACCUGACAUCCGACGAUGAUGAGGACAUGAGGGACAAUGUCAUCAAAUACAACGACGAAGGGGGUGGCGAGCAGGACACAGAGGCCUAUGACAUGUCAGCCCUGCGCAGUCUCUAUGACUUCAGUGAGAUCAAAGGCGGCGAUGGAGGUGGGGGGCUAGGAGAGGGGGGCCCGAGUGGAAAUCCAGCCUCCGAGCUCCAUGCCCUCCCGCAGUGGGUGCAGAGCCCAGACCUGGACUUCUCCGUGUUCAGAGACUAUAUCUGCAGGAAGGUGGAGCAGGCAGAUGAGGACCUCUCUGUGCCGCCCUACGACUCGUUCCAGACCUACGCUUUUGAGGGCUCGGACUCUCCUGUGCCCUCCCUGAGCUCCAUCAACACCUGGUCCAGCGGCUCGGAGCAGGACUUCUCCUACCUGGGCGGCUGGGGGCCACGUUUCCGGCAGCUGGCAGCGCUGUAUGCUGGGCGCAGGGGUGAGGAGGACAGCGAGGAGUCCUAG